UAAGGAAGUGACCACGCACCUCCACACCAAAUGUGGAAAAUUUCAGUCAACCCUCUUGAGUCUUUGGUUUUUGGAUUAUGCUUUUUCCACAUCACAUUAUUCUCAUCAAUCGUCUCCUCCGGAGCUGAAUGCCAACUGUUGUCAAUGCUUUGCUUAUUGUCCCACCAGCAACAAUUACAACACGGCAUACUCUUGCUCCUUCCUUCCACAACCUCCAAGUUUAUUACUCAAACACUCUGAGCUUUCUGUGUGUUUCGAAUUGCCAUUUUUCAGGUCACUCGUUCACAUCGCAUGGCUUCUCCUUGUGGGGUUAUCGGCACCCUUUUUCUUCUUCUUGCUCUACAGAAUUCUGGGUUUCUUCUCUCUUUGGCUUCCAAAAAUGUUUACAUUGUGUAUAUGGGAGAAAGACAGCAUGGAGAGCCUGAGCUGGUUUCUGAGUCUCACCAUCAGACUCUGUCAUCUGUAUUUGGAAGCAAAGAAGCCGCAAAGGAAUCAAUUCUGUACAACUACAAGCAUGGAUUUUCAGGGUUCGCUGCUGUCCUAACUCCAUGUCAAGCAAAGCUUAUUGCAGAUUCCCCUGGCGUUGUUCAUGUCAAUCCAAACAGAAUUCUUAAUUUGCAUACGACUAGAAGUUGGAAUUUUCUGGAAGUAAACUCUCAUAUUAGAAAUGGAAUUCUUUCAAAGAGUCAAUCGGGCAUUGGGUCUAUUAUUGGAAUCAUGGACAGUGGAAUUUGGCCUGAGUCCGAAAGCUUCAGAGAUGAGGGUAUGGGAGAUGCCCCAUCCCGAUUCAGAGGGAUAUGUCAAGAAGGAGAAAAGUUCAAUCGCUCCCAUUGUAACCGGAAAAUAAUUGGUGCACGGUGGUAUAGUAAAGGAUAUGAAGCUGAAUUCGGAAAUCUAAGUACAAGUGAUGAGUUUGAAUAUCUAUCUCCCCGAGAUGCUGGAGGACAUGGUACUCAUACAUCAUCCACCGCAGCUGGUGAUUCAAUACAAAAUGCAAGCUAUAAGGGAUUAGCUGCAGGAUUGGCAAGAGGGGGUGCUCCAUUAGCUCGGUUAGCUGUCUAUAAGGUUUGUUGGGCUGUUGGCUGCAGCUCAGCAGACCUGCUUGCCGCAUUUGAUGAUGCAAUCUAUGAUGGUGUAGAUGUGUUGUCGGUAUCUCUUGGUUCUCCACCUCCACUUUCUUCUUAUGUUGAGGAUGCUAUGGCCAUUGGCUCUUUCCAUGCUGUUGCCAAAGGAAUCUCUGUUGUAUGCUCUGCUGGAAAUUCUGGUCCAUACCCUCAAACUGUCAUAAAUUCCGCUCCCUGGAUUUUUACUGUUGCAGCCAGCACUAUUGAUAGGGCUUUCCCUACCGUGAUUACCCUGGGAAACAAUCAAACUGUUGUGGGUCAGGCUUUGUAUACAGGGAUGGAUAGAAACAAGUAUUACCCUCUUGUUUAUGGAGGAGACAUUGCAUCUAUUGAUUCGGAUAAAGACACUGCCGGGAGCUGUGAUCCGGGAACUCUAAAUGAAACUUUGGCAAGUGGAAAGGUCAUUCUUUGCUUCCAAUCUCGAUCACAGAGGUCAUCUAUUCCUGCAACGACAACUGUGACGAGUGCUAGGGGCGCUGGUCUCAUUUUUGCUCAGUUUCCUAGCAAGGAUGUUUCUUUGUCUUCGGGUAGUCCACCUUGUGUUCAAGUUGACUUUGCAAUUGGCACAAAUCUGCUAACAUACAUUGGAACAACCAGAAAUCCCGUAGUCAAGUUCAAUCCUUCAAAAACACUAGUGGGACAACAGAUAUCCCCAGAAGUGGCAUUUUUCUCUUCCCGAGGACCCAAUUCUCUCUCUCCUUCCAUACUUAAGCCAGACAUUGCUGCUCCUGGUGUUAAUAUAUUAGCCUCCUGGUCUCCUGCUCAGUCCCAAAAUCAAGCAAAUCCAGAUAUUUUCAAAAUUGAAUCAGGAACUUCCAUGGCUUGUCCCCAUAUAUCCGGUAUUGUUGCUCUUCUUAAAUCUAUCCAUCCAACGUGGAGUCCUGCUGCGAUAAAGUCUUCCCUGGUUACCACAGCUUCUCUAGAAGAUGAAUAUGGUCAAAGUAUUGUGGCCGAGGGAGCUCCUCACAAGCAGGCCAAUCCAUUUGACUAUGGUGGUGGUCAUGUUGAUCCUAACAAAGCCAUAGCUCCUGGUCUCAUAUAUGACAUAGAAUCAUCAGAUUAUAUCCGUUUCCUGUGCUCCAUGGGUUAUAACAACACAGCCAUCAGUUUAGUGGCUGGGGCUAAGAUCACAUGCCGUAAAUCAACCAACUUCAUUAAUAACCUUAAUCUUCCUUCUAUCACCAUUCAUGAGCUUAAGCAGAGCACGACAGUAUCAAGAACGGUCACAAAUGUAGGUCCAGUUAAUUCUACCUACAAUGCUCGUGUUAUAACGCCUGCAGGUGUGUCUGUGAGAGUUAAGCCAUCAAUUUUGUCAUUCAACUCUACUGUAAAGAAGCUGGAGUUUAAGGUUACUUUUCGUUCCCUAUUAAGAAUUCAAGGAAGAUUCUCCUUUGGAAAUCUGUUUUGGGAAGAUGGUUUGCAUGUAGUUAGGAUACCACUUAUAGUUCGAAUUGUCCUUGAUGAUUUUUAUGCAGACACAUGAUGAACUGCCAUUCAUUUUGAAAACCAAAUCUGGAGUUAAUCUGAUUGUAAUUAUAAUUGUAUCCUUAUGAAUAAAUGAUUCAUGGUUCUGUAUCA
This is a messenger RNA of Pyrus x bretschneideri (Chinese white pear), 2702 nucleotides long. Its product is annotated as subtilisin-like protease SBT3.5. The record is from RefSeq and is a predicted model, not a curated record. Bases 292 to 2607 code for a protein of 771 amino acids. Lineage: Eukaryota; Viridiplantae; Streptophyta; Magnoliopsida; Rosales; Rosaceae. Gene Ontology annotation, biological process: proteolysis. Gene Ontology annotation, molecular function: serine-type endopeptidase activity. The transcript has 11 exons.